Molecule: messenger RNA, 1857 nt
Organism: Trypanosoma grayi
Lineage: Eukaryota; Euglenozoa; Kinetoplastea; Trypanosomatida; Trypanosomatidae
Exons: 1
Coding region: 1-1857 (618 amino acids)
Source: RefSeq, a predicted model, not a curated record
AUGGCGUGUGCGGUGCUGCUGCGUGAGGUGCCGAACCUGCGGGACUCGCCGAUGCCGCAACAUGCCGCCGCUCUCGUCUCAGACGCAGCCAACAGCAACAAGAGUAGUGGCGGUGGUGCUACACGGCAGUGCGAUCGGCAUCUGCUGGGCGACGCACCGAAGAUGCCCAACGCCUAUCUGUCGCGGGCGUGGGCGAUGCUGAUGCGGAUCGGCUCUGUCCUCGAGGAGUUUCAGUGCCUCGAGCUGGCGGCGAAUUACUUUGAGCUCGCCGCCGUUAUUCUUGUGCAGGAGGAGCACACACCAACGCGGACGCAGUUGCUCUCCAACCCCAGCGAUGGUGGUGCCGUUGAGGACGGCAGCAAGAGUGGCAAGGGUGUGCUGAAGGGGUCCUUCGCGGCAUCACUCAGCGAGCACGCCUCCGCUGCGAAGACAGUGACCAAAAGUCUCUGGGGACGUGUGGGAGGGGCGCUGAACCAACUGAAGGAAGGCAAGCAGCAGCAGCAGCAGUCAUCCUCAUCGCUGCCAUUCCCAGACGCAGACAAAAGCGUCGGUUCGGUGUCAGGCGGGCCACUGCAGUGUGCGUUGGAGGUGUACCCGCGCACCCUUCUCUAUGAAUUCAGUAUUGCCCUCCACCGCGCGGCGAUGGUGAGCGCUGUGGCGCGGGAUUACCCAUGCACGCUGCUCUACACCGACACGCUGCUGCAGACGCUGGCAGCAGAAGCGCAGCGGCGACGCCCCACGCACGACCCACCGCUCUUUCCACAGGCAUUCACGCAGUGCGGUGAGGCGGAACAGCAGCAGCAGCAGCAGCAAGGGCAAAGUGUGGGAGAAGCGUGCAGUGAAGAAAAUAACGAAGCAUGUAUAGGCGCCACCUCCCACUUCACAGUUCUCCCCACUGUGGCGUUUGUGCCACCUCCGAAGACGACGUUGAAUGCGUUUGCGUUUAUUUUGACGCACCUGUCGCGCUGGGUGCAACUUAUUGUGCUGAAGGUGUACAUCCUCCUGCUGCAUGACGGGGAAGGCAGCAGCAAAGAUGAUGAUGGAAAGAAGUGUGCCACGCCUGCUGAAGCCGUACUGGUGGAGAUUGGCGUGCUGUUCGAUUUGGCCGGCGAGAUGCGGCGUGUUGGGCGUGGCGUCAUUCAACUCGGGGCGGCGAACGCUGCAGCGUCUGCUGCUGGUGAUGGCAGGAGCAGUGACGGUAAAAGGAAGCCGUCGUUGUCGCACCGACGGAGCACAUCAGCAGUCGGGAAAGAUUCGGCACUGUGCAUCGCCUCACACUGCUUGACCACAACGAGCAGCAGCGAUGACACGCCUGCGGCGCAACAAGAGCCAUGUACACACCAACAGGAGGAGCGGCAGAAGCCACAAGAGCCACUCAACGGCAAGGCAAUAGCAGCCAGGGCGUUGGCGCGCCGUCUGCUGCAAAGCGACGCGCUCCGGCAACUUCGUGCCCGUGCUGCAGCAGCUGGACCAACACCGAGGGAUGCGGAGCAGCAGCAGCAGCAGUUUGAGGCGGUGGGAGAUGGUGACGAAAGCGGCAACGAGGGAGCGUGUGACACACCGCACGAGGCAUCGUCGCACAGCAACGACAGUGAGAGUGCGUGUGAUGACUUGCACCUGCGUCGAAUCGCCGCCGCUCUGCAAGUCGUGUGCGCUCGAGUGCAGCGCUACGCCCACGACCCCGCUUCUGUGGAGAAGGCGCCGUCCGAGCAUGCGGGCCUGCGCCGUGCUGUGGCGGCUGUGGACGCGCGGCUGACUGCGGUGGGCAUGCGCUCACGCACGCUGACGAUUAUGGGCCAGCGGCUGCUGCGAGGGGUCUUCUACCCCGUCGGCGCUGCAGGGCCUGGCGCACACUAA